This is a messenger RNA of Coccidioides immitis RS, 312 nucleotides long. RefSeq lists its product as uncharacterized. Lineage: Eukaryota; Fungi; Ascomycota; Eurotiomycetes; Onygenales; Onygenaceae. The coding region runs from base 1 to 312 and encodes 103 amino acids. The record is from RefSeq and is a predicted model, not a curated record. The transcript has 2 exons.
AUGGAGUCAUGUCACCUCACAAACGAAACCAACAUUGAACGUCUAACUAGUCCCUCCAAUCCAGCGUUGCAUCUUGCGCUCUCCUCUGGGACGCCUGGACCGGAUCUCCAUAGUCACUUUCAAGGUUACCUAUGGAAUUUACGAAAAUAUUACGGUGCCCAAGUUGUUAUUGUCAACAUUCUUGGCAGCAGCCCUAAUCAAGCUCUUCAGGGUGACCUACAGCAGUUGCCAAACUAUCAGCUCAUUCUGAUUGAGUUCAUCCCUGAGCCUUCGAUGCGAGAGCUUCGACCACAGGAUUGCUCUCUCAGCUAG